AUGUGCAUGCCCAUUCUCGAGAAUGCGUGAUUUUCAAGAAUGGGCACAACAUUACUUCUGCAGAAUUUGUUCUGCAGCGGUACAUCAUCCCCCUAUCAACUGUUUUAUACACGUGCUUCACAGAGCACCGAGUCUCAGCUGCACCCUUGGUUUGUAAACGGCAUGUAUCCCUGUACAGCAUGUGUUCUGCACUGUUCUGCAAAUACUACACACAAUUAUUAUACGACGGCACAAACAGUUCUUUCUGUGCUUGUUGGAAGGUUUACAGUGAAGCAAAUGUCGUGGGGAGGUCAACAGCCAGCGUACAAUCCAAACUAUCAAGCCCAUGGGCAACGCCCCCCAAUGCAGGGCUAUCACCCAUCCCAACCACCACCCCAUCAGAUGAGUUAUGGAGCCCCUCAACACGGGUAUGGAGCUCCUCCCCCUCAGUAUAACCCUCAGCAAUAUCCUGCAGCCACUGGUCAACAGCCUGGAUAUCAACAGCCUGGAUAUCAACAGCCUGGUAUGCCACCAGGAGCAGAUCCAACACUGUGGCAUUGGUUUCAGGCUGUUGAUGCUGACCAUAGUGGGUCUAUAUCUGCAACAGAACUAAGACAAGCCCUGGUCAAUGGCAACUGGUCCCACUUUAAUGAAGAAACAUGCAGGUUGAUGAUUGGCAUGUUUGAUAAAGACAGAAAUGGAACAAUAAAUUUUAGCGAGUUUGCUGCGCUGUGGAAGUAUAUCCAAGACUGGAAAAGUUGCUUUGAAAGGUCAGUAAUUGAUUUUGUAACUAUAGAAUAUAAAGGCAGAAUGAGACAACUGUACAUUUGUACUUACUCAAUAUUGUGAUUUUAAAGCAUAUAU
Messenger RNA from Patiria miniata (bat star), 843 nucleotides. Its product is annotated as peflin-like. The transcript is spliced from 5 exons. The record is from RefSeq and is a predicted model, not a curated record. Gene Ontology annotation, molecular function: calcium ion binding. Lineage: Eukaryota; Metazoa; Echinodermata; Asteroidea; Valvatida; Asterinidae. The coding region runs from base 40 to 828 and encodes 262 amino acids.